GGUAUUUGAAUCGGUAUUUGACGCAAAAGAGGAGUUCCUGAAGAUCUAACGAUGGAAAUCAGCAUAAAGUGGAGCAUGUGCCGCACUUGCCGCAAAAAAGGAUCGCAGUCCACGCUGCAGUCGCUCUUUGAGUCCGAUGCCCACAAGCUGCUGAUCUCCUAUGCCGGCACAGCUGUGGAACCGGAUGAUGGACUGCCGGAUCAGAUUUGCGCAGACUGCUUGGAGAGACUGGAGGAGGUGGACAGAUUCCUCAGCGAGUGCAAGCAAUCCGACGAGCACCUAAGAUCCCUCGUUCGCCAAACUCUGUCCUCUGCAGCGGCAUUUCAGACGCUGGAGGACAAGGACACGUCUGGACAGAAAAAACGUACCAGGAAGCAGAACAUUUCAGGGAGAGUCAUCGAUGAGAAUCCCAUUAUCUUUAAGACUGAAGAGGAUUUAUUGGAAACCGCCAAGCACGAAGAGUUCCCACCUGUAAAUAAACAUCCAAGCGAUUUCGUGUUUGUUUUGAACGUGAAUCCGGAAAACGAGAAAAACACACAUCAGGAAGACUAUACCAUCUGUGACUUGGAUUUGGACAGGGAGAGCACCGGUCACAAUGACUCGGAAACAUAUUCGCAAGAAGGCAGCGCUGCUACGGACGGGGUUCAGGAGACUAGUGAGGACUACGAAAAAUUGGAGCCAACUGCCGAAUACGAGAUAGAUCUAGGAGUGGCUUGCGAGCCGGACAAGUACAGAUGCAAGAUCUGCAGCAACACAUACCCCUAUGUAUCUCAGCUAAAUGCGCACAUGCAGAUGCACCGCAAGGAAAAGGGCCACGAGUGUGAGGUUUGCCAAAAGACAUUCAGAGCCGCCUGCAACCUGAAAACACAUAUGCGAACCCACACGGGGGAGAAACCUUACAAAUGUUCCUUCUGUUCGCGCCAUUUUGCCGACAGCAGCACUCAUCGAAAGCACCAACGUUUGCACACGAAUGAAAGACCCUACGCUUGUAACAUUUGUGGAAAAACAUUCUCCCUGUCCACCUCUCGUAAGGCUCAUUACGUCCUACAUACGUCCGAAAAGCCUCACAAGUGUCUCAUCUGCAAAAAGGAUUUCCGAUUAAAGCACCAACUCGUGGCGCACGAGAAGUCCCAUGCGCAUCUUCUGGUAGCUAAAGAGUACAGCGACGUGGUGGAAUAGCUA
This is a messenger RNA of Drosophila teissieri, 1182 nucleotides long. RefSeq names its product zinc finger protein 180 (gene Zaf1). Bases 52 to 1179 code for a protein of 375 amino acids. Gene Ontology annotation, cellular component: nucleus. The record is from RefSeq and is a predicted model, not a curated record. Gene Ontology annotation, molecular function: DNA-binding transcription factor activity; zinc ion binding; RNA polymerase II cis-regulatory region sequence-specific DNA binding. NCBI's taxonomy places the organism in Eukaryota, Metazoa, Arthropoda, Insecta, Diptera, Drosophilidae. The transcript has 4 exons. Gene Ontology annotation, biological process: regulation of transcription by RNA polymerase II.